Messenger RNA from Dicrocoelium dendriticum, 213 nucleotides. NCBI's taxonomy places the organism in Eukaryota, Metazoa, Platyhelminthes, Trematoda, Plagiorchiida, Dicrocoeliidae. The record is from the annotation of a GenBank genome assembly.
AUGCACACAUACAGUGCGCUUCAAGAAGUUAUCGUUAACCGAUUUGGGGCCACGGCCAACGCCGUAGCGAACGGCGUUUGCAAAUGGCUACAGAUUACCCGGAGCAAUCUGCACCGGCGUACAUCUGCCGCAUCAAGCAGUCAGGAAUCGCAGCCUUUUGAUUUGAUAGAUUUAGACAAUCAGAGCAAUCAGGAAACACGGACAAACUUGUAA